Fomitopsis serialis is the source of this 394-nucleotide messenger RNA. RefSeq lists its product as uncharacterized. Bases 93 to 308 code for a protein of 71 amino acids. The transcript has 2 exons. The record is from RefSeq and is a predicted model, not a curated record. NCBI's taxonomy places the organism in Eukaryota, Fungi, Basidiomycota, Agaricomycetes, Polyporales, Fomitopsidaceae.
CCUGACGAACGGUGUGGAGCAAGAAGCCGCGCGAAGAGGUGGUUAGUGUGGGCUAUGACGGAGAGGGGCCGAGCUUGUUGUCGAGUCGGAAGAUGUCUUUCGUGACAUACACAGCUUGUCGAUACAUCCGAGCGUGGGUGCGCCCAGCACUCUGCGAACAACCGGACGUCACGCGCGAACCUCGACAACCAACAGUCCUGAUAACUCCGUCUUGCAUGCGUUCACGAGAACCCGGAAUAUUGUCCCCGAUUUCCGACAGGAAUUCACGGUCGGAUGGCAGCGUCGCUUCGGGCGAUAGUCAGUCAUAGAUUGGUUAUCAAGAAGGUCCCGAUGAAAUGGUCUCUGCCUCGACGAGGAACACAUCGCGGGAUGCGCACCUCUUCGGAGCAAAGUU